AUGUCAAAUCAAGUGUUUGAAGAGAAUUACGCACUUGCCAGUGAUAAUAAUGAGAGGACUACUUUGUUGGCAAGUCUGAUCGCUGGUAGCCCAGACUAUUAUUAUUAUAACAGUUUGCAUUUGCUCAAUGUCGACCCACAGCUAAAGGACAAGGCGAACAAGACAAAGUUCCAGCAAAUCUUGAAGGACUGGACGAACGACCACGGCGCCUACGACGACGGCCUGCACCAGCGCAUCAAGAACCGCGCGCAUCUGCUGGGCUUCUCCAGCGAGACGUCCGAAGAGGUGUUUGAGUCCAUCAAGCGUCAGCUGAACCUCACCUUUAGCUACUACCCCUCGUCGUCGGCCUCGUCUGCUGUCGCCGACUCGUCGGCCGCACCCCUCUAUCCAUCAAAGUUGGACGAGAAGCUGAUUGAUCGCGCCACAUUGAUCAAGCGCGCCAUCGCCGACUACCCCUAUCAGCUGAGAUUCCCACGCUCGGCCAUCCCCUACGUCGUCAACAACCACACCCUCUCGCCAGAGCAGCUCAAGCAGGCUCUGCAACAAUGUACAUAUCCAGUGUUUGACAAGACCGUCGAUCUCCUCGUCCAGGCUGGCUUCACAUACAACCAGACGUCACUGUUUGCCAAUCUCACUCUGGCCCAGAUGGACAAGUGGGCCUCGAGCAAGCCCGAGUUGGUCGACCAGCGCUUCGUCUCCACAUACCUCAACAAGCUGCAGCCGUCCAAGGACGACGUCGACUGGACCAGCGUUCCAGAGCACUACGAGGCUUACCUCAAGGCGGCCUACGCCUACGUCACCAAGCUGCCCGCCAGCCUCAACUCAUUCAAGCAUGCCGUCCUGUAUCAUUAUCUCACCUUCCAGGUGUCCCAGAACGUCUACGACAAUGACAAGUUCACCAAGUACUGCCAGUUGCCCAGAGACACCCACUACUACAACAACAAGCCAGGCGCCAAGAUUGUCGACCCCAUCAACUUCAACACUCAGAUCAGCGACGCCUUCACACCAGUAUCCGUGCCCGACGACGAGAAGCUGCUCAGAGCAUUCUUCACCAAGAUCUUCCAGACUGAGAACUCGUUCGACUCGUUCACAAAGUUCUUCACCGCCUCCUACCUCCAGCCAAUCUUUGCCGAGAUCAAGCUUCUGACCAACACUGGCGACAUGGAGAAGUGGUACCAGAUGGUCGACAGUCACACUCGCGUCCAGGAGCUGAAGGAUCGCGUCGACAUUGACUUCCUGCCCCAGAACCCCGAGUACUUCAGCCCAGACCAGGCUGUUGAGAUCAAGUGCGCCAUCAAGAAUGUGCAGCACCUGCUGGUCAAGGUGUUUGAGAUCAACACACUCAACUACUACAAGACCGAGCAACGCCAGAUCCAAUCAGACAUCAACCUCGACGGUCUCGUGGCCAACCAAGAGUUCACCUACAAGUACACCGAGGCACCCAUCCAAUCAGUCGUCCGCUCCUUCUCCUUCCCAUCACUCAAAGGAAAGCGCGGUAUCUUUGUCAUAGAGUUCAUUGGCAAUGGAAAGUCAAGCCGUGCUUUGAUCAGAAAGGGAGAGCUACACUAUAUCUCCGCAACUAGCCAGGAUGGCCAGGUCAUUAGAGUGAUCGAUGAGGACUCUGUCAAGAUUGUAAAGAGUUCUGUUUACGUCGAUGGCAACCUGUACAAGAGUGAGGAGAGUGGCGAUAUCAUCCUUCCAUUCUCUGUCAAUCAAUCAAACAAGCCAAUCAUCUUGGUCACUGAGGACUUUGCCACACUAAAGGACUUCACUCACAACUCUGAGAAGUACACACUUGUCGGAGGUAUCUUCCUUGAGAACUCAACCUUCCUCCAAGGCGAGCGUGCACCAAUCGUUGUCAGAGCCCGUCUCUACCUCAACAACACCCAGAUCUCCCUUACCAACCUCGAGGAGUCCACCCUCACAAUCACUACCACUGAUAACUCUGCCCAGUCCAUUGUCACUGCCAAAGAGGUCAAGCCAUUCGCCUUGAAUGACAAGGAGGAGUCGACUUACUCCUUCAAGGUGCCAGAGAAUGUGAGCAAUGUAACAGUGCGCUUCGACGCCAAGGUGCGCCAGCUGAAGGGCAAGGGCGACACCAUCGACGUGAGCUUCGAGAAGUCACUACCAAUCAACUCGAUCAACGAGUCGAGUGAUUUCGUCAACUGCUAUCUGCGCUACUCUGCCGAUGGCUUCAAGGUCUAUGCACUCGGCAAGGGUGGUGAGUGCUACGCCAACAAGCAACUGUCGCUUACUCUCAAGCACAGCAUGAUCAACGACGCCAUCUACGUCACAUUGCAAACUGACAAGGAUGGUAUCAUCCACCUUGGUAAACUAGUUGAUAUUGAUAACAUCACAAUCAACAGUGAGCAAUACUAUAGCUUUGAUAUCAACAGCAACAGAGCUAAGCACAACUACCCUGUAAUCAUCCAUGCUCGUGCUGGCGAGCAGAUCUCCAUUCCUUACAAUGGUCCAGAGAAGAGCAUCACCAGAUCAGCAUUCAAUCUCUUUGAGAUCAGGUACAACGUCACCAACGAUCACUUUGACAAGAUCCAGUUUGAUAAGGAGAAGCAAGACAUCAUCUUCAAGCUGCCACCAGGACAGUACUUGUUCUGCAUGAGCCAGCCAGAGAUGAACAUCACAAUCCAGGUUUGUGAUGGUGAUGUUAAGGAGGGAUUCAUUGUUGGCUCGUCCAGAAUCCUCAGCUACCACCCAUCCCUCAUUCACGGACUGAACAUCUCGGCCGUCGCUGACAAGAAGAACUUGGAGAUCACUCUGAGGAACCCAACCGCCACCACUAGAGUGCACGUCCUCUCUAGCUACUUUGUCCCACCACAGGAGCUCAACAAUAGCCUGAGCGUUGGCAACACGCCAGUGCUCUCACAGGAGUACACCAAGACCAAGUCGCUCUACUUUAGCGGCCGCUCACUGGGUGACGAGAUCACCUACGUGCUCAACCGCAAGUUGGCCAAGAACACCCUGCCAGGCAACUCACUCAAGAAGCCCUCGCUCUUGAUGCAGCCAUGGUCCAUUGCCAAGACCACUCAACAGAAGGAGACCCUCUCCAAGGGUGACGAAUAUGCCAAGAGGAGCGCCAAGUCCCACCAUGCCGCCAACGCCUGCCCAAUCUCGCGCAACCAACACUCUGUCAGCAACUACAGCUGCUUCUUGGAGUUCCUCAAGACUCCAACCGCCGUGUUGCUCAACCUUGUGCCCGAUGCUAAGGGAGUCGUCACUGUGCCCCUCUCAGCCCUCACCCCCUCCGGUCAGUUCGUCACUAUCACUGCCGUCGACAUUGACAAUGUUGUCACUCGCGAGAUUGUCUUGGAUCACACUGAGGCCACACUCAAGGACACCAAGUUGGUGCGUUCGCUCGACGCCCAGGCUCACUUCACUGAGAAGAAGUUGAUCACCACUGUCCCAGUCGGACAGGAGUUCACCAUCUCCAAUGCCGACUCGGCCAAGUUCACCACCUACGACACGUUGGCCAAGGUGUUGUCACUCAUCAAGACCAUCUCGCCAUCGUCCAACCUGCAGGACUUCUCGUUCGUUGCCGAGUGGGGCACACUCACCGCCGAGCAAAAGAAUGAGAAGUUGUCCAAGUUCUACUGUCACGAGCUGGCCUUCUUCAUCUACAAGAAGGACCGCACCUACUUUGACGCCGUGGUCAAGCCAUUCGUCGCAUCCAAGAUGCACAAGACCUUCUUUGACCACUACUUCACUGGCAACCACGACCGACUCGAGAAGUACAUCACCAGCGCCACCAAGUUUGAGGAGCUCAAUGUCCUCGAGCGUAUCCUGCUCGCUGAGGUGUUCCCCGAGCAGGCCCAGAACAUCCAGGCCUCGAUCGUGGACCGUGUCCAGUUCUCCCCAUUGAGCCCUGUGCGCUACGACACACUGUUCAAGAUUGCCUUGUCCCUGGACACUGACAAGGGCGCCUCUGACUCGGAGCCAAUGGAGCCAAUGGAGUUGGAGAUGGACGGCGAAGGUGGCGGCGGUGCCAUGGAUAUGGAUAUGAUGGUGGAUGAGCGCAGGCAAAGAGAAAGAGCUCCAGAGAUGAAGAUGAAGAAGAAUUUAGCUUUUGCUCCUUCCCCAGCCCCAGGCGGCUUUUCAUUCGCUGGUCCAAUGGGCGCUGCACCUCCACCCCCUGCCCAAGCAAUGGCAUCAAUGGCACCAAUGUCAAUGAUGAGAAUGGCUGCCGACACCCCAAUGGGAUAUGGCGAGCUCUCACAACAGGUUGUUGGAGGCGCUCAGCGCCACGCCAAGAAGAAGGUCAUCUACGAGGAGAUCGAGAAGACUGAGGAGUGGGCCGAGACCCACUACUACAAGAACCAGUUCCCACACUCGGACCUGGUUCCCUGCAACGAGUUCUGGAGAGACUACGUCCUUCACGUCGUUGCCGGUCUCAACAACAACAACGUCGCUCCAUUCUUGAGCAAGUACAUUGCUCUGACCUCCUCUUCAUUCACCAGUGCCAUGGCCACACUCGCCGUUCUCGACCUGCCAUUCGAGACCAAGGACAAGGAGCCAAGAAACAUCGAUGGUCGCGUCACCUACAAGCCCACAUCCAACAUCAUCGUGUUCCACGAGGAGUUGAUCAGCGCCAAUCUGGAGCGCGACACCAACGUGUUGAUCAGCCAGCACUUCUUCGACCCCAACAACCGCUACAGCUACGACAACAACGAGCAGAAUGAGAUUUACCUCCACGAGGAGUUCCUCUGCUCCAAGGUGUACGGCGCUCUGAUCGUUGUGGCCAACCUCUCCUCCAAGAGAAAGAAGUUGGACAUCCUCCUGCAGAUCCCCAAGGGAUCCGUGCCCAUUGGCCCACACCCCUUCUACACUCGUGGCGAGUCUGUUGAGCUGAGCCCAUACUCAACUCAUCGCAUUGAGUACCAGUUCUACUUCCCAUCUGCUGGCUCCUACCAGCACUUCCCCACCCACGUCAGCGAGAAGGACAAGAUCAUCGCCGCCGUCGUCCCAUUCACCUUCAAGGUCGUCACCACGCCAACCAUUGUCAACCAGCUCUCAUGGGAGUACAUCGCCAGCAAUGGCACUCAGCAGGCCAUCCUCGAGUUCCUCCAGCGCGAGAACCUCAACCGCGUGGAGCUCUACCACAUGUACCACAAGCUCACCGACCACGAGUUCUGGAAGAAGGUCAUCGAGAUCCUCAAGAGCAAGAAGGUGUUCGACAGCCAGGCCUGGUCUUUCGCCGUCUACCACAAGGACGCUCACUACUGCCAGGACUACUUGAGCAGUGUGUUUGGACAGUACGACGUUGGCAAGGUCAUUCAGAGCCAGUUGCUCACCUCAUCGCCAAUCGAACGCAACGACUUUAGCUACUUGGAGUACUACCCAUUGGUCAACUCGAGGACUCAUCAGCUCGGCAAGAGAAAGAUCCUCAACGACAAGCUCAGCGAGCAGUACAAGAAGUUCUGCGAGUUGAUGACCUACACCACCAACCCAUCGGACAGCGACUUGCUCUCACUCGUCUACUAUCUGCUCUCUCAAGACCGCUUCGACGAGGGCUUCAAGACCAUGAAGCGUGUUGGCGUGUCCGACGAGUCUCAGUCGAUCACCUCACCAGAUCUACCAAGCCAGCCAAUGCCUGCCCCAGCACCUGCUUCAACGACUUCCACCUCAUCAGGUGCUGAGGACACCAACGAGAAGAAGAGAAAGGCCGACAAGGAGGAGAAGCUCAAGGAGAAGGAGGACAAGAGAAAGGAGAAGGAGAGAGAGAAGUUGGAGAAGAAGAAGGAGAAGGAGGUCAAGAGAAAGGAGAAGGAGGAGAGAAAGAAGAAGGAGGAAGAGGACAAGAAGCUCAAGAAGUUGGCCAAGAAGUCAAAGACUGAGGACACUUCUGCCUCCCCUGUGACCUCUGGUAUUGGCGCCGCCCCACCCGCCCACGAUGAUGACACUGAGUGCAGCGACAUGUGCGUCGAUGUGUCUGACUUCAACGAGCCAUCCAACUUGCCCGAGCUCCAAGUGCAGUUCGACUACUUGAUCUCCUACAUGGACUUCUUCAACGCCAACCCAACCAAGGCCAAGGAGCUCUCUGAGAAGUACAAGAACUACCCAGUGCAACGCUGGAACGCCCUCUUCAAGGACAUCUACAACAAGAUCCAACAGGUCACCAACAGCGACACUGUCGAGGUCGAUGACAAUGAGAACGAUCGUGACAGACGCCACGCCAAGCUUCUGGCCACCGAGCCAUCGUUUGAUGUCAGCCUUGAGCCAAACAGAACGAUCGCCAUCAACUACACCAACCUCACCGAUGUCACCAUCAACUACUACAUUAUGGACAUUGAGUUGCUCUUCUCCAGCAAUCCAUUCGUCCAACAAGAGUUGGGACAGUUCCUCUACAUCUCACCCAACAAGAAGGAGUCCUUCCCACUUAAGGAGCUGUCAGGCACCCACAUUGUCAAGAUCCCUGAGGAGUUCAAGAACUCCAACAUCAUGGUCGACUGCCAGUCCCACGGCAUCCACCACAACCUCACCAUCUACUCCAACAACCUUGCCGUCCAAAUCACCGAGAAGGCUGGUCAGCUCCGUGUCAUUGAGAAGCAGACCAAGAAGCCAAUCUCCAAGGCCUACAUCAAGGUCUACGAGAAGAGCAACUCUGGCAACGUCCAAUUCUGGAAGGAUGGCUACUCUGACAUUGCCGGUUACUUUGACUACGCAAGUGUCUCAACUGGCAAUAUCAACGAUGUUUCCAAGCUCUCCAUCCUUGUUCUCCACAACCAGUUUGGUGCUCUCAUCAAGGAGGCCAAGCCACCUGCCAUGUAA
Molecule: messenger RNA, 6783 nt
Organism: Acytostelium subglobosum LB1
Lineage: Eukaryota; Evosea; Eumycetozoa; Acytosteliales; Acytosteliaceae
Exons: 5
Coding region: 1-6783 (2260 amino acids)
Source: RefSeq, a predicted model, not a curated record